This is a messenger RNA of Oncorhynchus tshawytscha (Chinook salmon), 10648 nucleotides long. RefSeq names its product protocadherin-1. Gene Ontology annotation, molecular function: calcium ion binding. NCBI's taxonomy places the organism in Eukaryota, Metazoa, Chordata, Actinopteri, Salmoniformes, Salmonidae. Gene Ontology annotation, cellular component: plasma membrane. Bases 638 to 4285 code for a protein of 1215 amino acids. Gene Ontology annotation, biological process: homophilic cell-cell adhesion. The record is from RefSeq and is a predicted model, not a curated record. The transcript is spliced from 5 exons.
AAUCAUUUUGAAAUCACUUCACUCUCACACACACAACGUGCAGUCGCGCGGUGAGCGGUGGAGCGAACGAUCCCGAGGCAGCCCAUAGUUGUGUAGCUGUACAGAGGGUGACUGACAGAGGACCAAAACGCUGGCAACUAAUGGACAUAUAGUAUAUUGUUUUUUGUUUUUUUACUCUGGAACACUCUGCUACGGGAACAUAUUGAGGAUUAGCUUAGCAGCUGGUGAGAAUGUUCCAAACUAAGCACAGGAUGCUGCUAUAAAACUGGUCCGGAGACGUACUAUAUAUGGUUGUUUCCGUAUCCGAGGAGGAGACAACAAUCUGAUGUGCAGCGCUUCUGGUCACCAAGUUGUUUUCUGCCGGCAAUUAACGCACUCGAUUUGAUAUCAGGGGGACCGUCAUUGGAUUUGAAGGAAUAGGCUAACCGUCGUCGGCUGAUCAAGUGGAUUGUUUGUUGUUGGGGUUUUUUUAGCACGGGGAGUGCGUUGUUCAUGUAUUGUGGAUUCCUACUUGUGGGGAGAUAUUGAGGGCUGAAGUGGCUUCGUUCAGGAGAGGAGAGGGAUCGAAGCUUCUAGCCCGGCUGAAGCGCUCAGAACUGGGAUAGGCUACUGAGGAGUUCUCAUCCAUCCAAGACCGAUGCGUUUCCAGUCAAGCGGAGUGAUGGUGCUGAGGUGGGAUGCCACGCUGGUGUUGGCCGCCAUGCUUCUGGUUUGCUGUGCCGCUGAUCCCACUGACAUUCUCUACCGGAUGCUCGAGGAGCAGCCGCCCAACACGUUGAUCGGCAGCCUGGCAUCGGACGAGGGCCUGCCCGACUCAGGCCACCUGUACAAGCUGGAGGUGGGCACCCCUUACCUGCGCGUGGAUGGCAAGACGGGAGACAUUUACACCACAGAGGUCCCCAUCGACCGUGAGACACUGCGGGACUGCCGCAACCUGUUCGAGGGCGAAAAGUGCUUCCUGGAGUUCGAGGUGUCCAUCACGGACCUGAAGCAGGGCCAGGGACCGCGGCUGAUCGAGGGCCGCAUCGAGGUGCAAGACGUCAAUGACAACACACCCCAGUUCACCUCGCCCAUCCUCAUGCUGUCCAUCCCAGAGAACACACACAUCGGGGCGCUCUUCUCCAUCCCCAUGGCCAGCGACAAGGACUCGGGCCACAACGGCGUGGCCGAGUACUCGCUCAGCGCCGGGCCUGAUGCCGACCAGCUCUUCAGCCUGCAGGUGGCCGAGGACACAGACGAGAAGCAGCCGCAGCUCAUCGUCAUGGGCAACCUGGACCGCGAGCAGAAAGACUCGUACGAUCUCAACAUCCGUGUGGUGGACGGGGGCACACCACCGCGAGCCAGCAGCGCCCUGCUGAGGGUGACCGUCACCGACCAGAACGACAACGCACCCAAGUUUGAGAGGAGCCACUAUGAGGCUGAGCUGGCUGAGAACAGCCCUGUGGGACACUCAGUCUUGCAGGUGAAAGCCAACGACGCUGACAUGGGUACCAACGGGGAGAUCGACUAUAGCCUGCACCAGGCCUCCGAUGCCGUCCAGAGGUUGCUACGCAUUGACCGCUCCACAGGGAUCAUCUACGUCAAGGGGCUGGUGGACCGAGAGGAGGAGAGCUUCCUCAAGUUCUUCGUGGUGGCCAAGGAUCGCGGCCCCAACUCGAAGAGCUCCAAAGUCCUGGUGACCAUCAACGUCAAGGACCAGAACGAUAAUGCACCCGCCAUCGAGAUCCGUGGCAUCGGCCUGGUCACCCACCACGACGGUGUGGCCAACAUCUCAGAGGACAUGCCCAUCGGCACGGCUGUAGCCCUGGUGCAGGUGUCGGAUCGUGAUGAAGGGGAGAAUGCUGUGGUCACCUGUGUGGUGGCCGGGGACGUCCCCUUCCAGCUGCGGCCCGCCAGCGAGUCAGCCAACGACCGCAAGAGGAAAUACUUCCUGCAGACCACGACCCUGCUAGACUACGAGCGCAUCAAGGACUACAGGAUUGAAAUAGUAGCGGUGGACUCCGGUAACCCUGCACUGUCCAGCACAAACUCCCUGAAGGUGCAAGUCACCGACAUGAAUGACAAUGCCCCUGUCUUCUCCCCCAAUCUGUUUGAGGUGGACUUUGCAGAGGAGAAUCAGCCAGGUGAUAAGGUCCUGGAUGUGGUGGCCACAGACGCGGACAGUGGGUCCAACGCAGAGCUGACCUACAGCAUCAUCAUGGACUCGACCACUAAGGGGCUCUUUGAGAUCGACCCCAAAACGGGAGAGGUGCACGUGAGGAAUACGCUGGACCGUGAGCACAGGGAGCAGUACGAGUUCCACGUGGCGGCAGCCGAUAAGGGCUCGCCUAGCCUGAGGGGGACGGCCACGGUGGUGGUCAAGGUGCUGGACCGUAACGACAACGACCCCAAGUUCAUGUUGAGCGGCUACAGCUUCUCCGUCUUGGAGAACAUGCCUCCGCUCAGCCCUGUUGGCAUGGUGACGGUCAUCGACGCAGAUAAGGGCGAGAACGCCAUGGUGCGACUCUCGGUGGAGCCUGACAAUGGCAAGUUUGUCAUCCAGAAUGGCACAGGUACUAUCCUCUCCAGCAUAUCCUUUGACCGUGAGAAGGAGAGCACAUACACUUUCCGCCUCAGGGCUGUGGACGCCGGUGACCCUCCCAGGUCCUCCUACGUGGGUGUGACCAUCAACGUCUUGGACGAGAACGAUAACUCCCCCUACGUCACCAAGCCCUCUAACUCCUCCUACAAGUACCUCCCACCUCUCACAACCCCCGAGACACGCGUUGAAGUGGUGGAGGCCGAAGACAUCGACACGGGACCCAAUGCCGAGCUGGUCUUCAGCAUUACUGGCGGGAACCCCUACGGACUGUUUCACAUCUCGCCCAACAAUGGGGAGAUCACCCUGGCCCAGGAGUUCACCCGCAAGCACAACGGUCUCCACCGUCUGGUGGUGAAGGUGAGCGACAAAGGCAAGCCACCACGCCACACCACCGCCCUGGUCCACAUCUUCGUCAAUGAGACCAUGGGCAACAUCACCCUGAUCGAGUCUCUGGUGGGUCACAGCCUCUACACUCCUCUGGACAGAGACAUUGCCGGGGACCCCAACUAUGCGCUGGCCCAGCGCAGCAACAUCCUGUAUGGAAGCCUAGCGGGCAUCGCCGGAGUCAUCCUGGUCAUCGUGGUGGUGGUGGUGAUCCGUCAUCGCAUGCAGAAGGACACCAAGAGCGGCUACCAGGCGGGAAAGAAGGAGAGCAAGGACCUGUAUGCCCCCAAAACAGGGCCCAAGAAUGGCAAGGGCAAAAAGAGCAAGAAGGGCAAGGUGCCCAAGCCCACCAAGCCACUGGAGGAGGACGAAGAGGCCAGCCUCCAGAAGGGCCUCAACUUCAACCUCAUAAACGAUAGUGUCAAUGACAGUCCCCGGAUCCACCUGCCCCUCAACUACCCCCCGGGCAGCCCCGACUUGGGCAGACACUACCGCUCCAACUCCCCACUGCCCUCCAUCCAGCUGCAGCCCCAGUCCCCCUCUGCCUCCAAGAAGCACCAAGCCGUUCAGGACCUGCCCGCCACCAACACCUUUGUGGGCACAGGUGACAACAACUCUACAGGCUCCGAUCAAUAUUCGGAUUACAGCUACAAGGCAAACCCGCCGAAAUACAGCAACAAACAGCUCCCCCAUCGCCGAGUGACCUUCUCCACGGCCAAUCAGGCUCAAGACCUGCAGGACCCCUCCCAGCACAGCUACUACGACAGCGGAUUGGAGGAAUCGGAGACCCCCAGCUCCAAAUCGUCAUCGGGGCCCCGCAUUGGGCCUCUGGCCCUGCCUGAGGACCACUACGAGAGGACCACCCCGGACGGCAGUAUCGGAGAGAUGGAGCACCCGGAGAACGAUCUCAGGCCUCUGCCUGAUGUGGCCAUGACUGGGAACUGCACCCAUGAGUGUACCGAGUUCGGCCACUCCGACGCCUGCUGGAUGCCUGGCCAGCCCUCCCCCAAUCGUAAGAGCUCCACCAAGAACGCCCCCAAGCUCUCCACCUUCGUGCCUUACCUGGAGAGUGAGGGGCAGGACCACCUCAUGGCCAACGGCAGUCCCAAGCCCAUGGCAGACGAGCGUGGGAGUGCUGGAGGUGGCAGCGGAGGCUCCAAGGUGGCUAACAUCCGCUUCCUGCCCCCUUACAGCAGUGCCUUCUCCGGGGGCAGCGACUCCGGCAAAGGCUGCGAGGAGAUCCCCCUGAGCCAGGCAGCCGAGUACCAUUCCGCCACCACACCCACCAACCAGGGCUCCAAGAGAGAGAUUUACCUGUGAGGGCGAUGAUGUGGCCACCACCCCACCACCUUCACCCUUACCCAUAUGCCCACUGUUCCUGACCCCAUGCCCUCAGGCCUACCCCCUCACUGCCCCUGUGCCUAGCUGCUGUGUCGUCUGAGAAGUGCCAUAGCACCACCACCACCCUCCUUUUUAUAACCACCUCCCACCGUAUGAGGCUUUAGAAUCCACAAAACCUCCAAUGAAUUAAAUAAAGAGUACAAAUCGGUCCAAGCCAAACAAAGAAGAUACUUGGCGAGUGCAAAUGCUACUGACAGAAUGUAAACUACACUAUCAUUUAAACAUUGUGAUAAGUUAAUUGGAGACUAUUUAGUUAUGAUUGCGUGUUCAAGUUAUUUUUUUUUUACAAUGAAUUUCCGUUGGAGUUCCGUUGGAACUGAAAACAAUGAGGGUAGAAAAGUGUUCUUGUAAAAUAGACACAUGAAUAUACAGUGUAUGGACAUCUAUUUUAGGUGUUCUUUUGGUUUUCUGUUUUGUUUCCUUUUUUUUUUUUUUUUUUUAGAAGUGAGUGUCGGUCUCAACUCUGGGACCUCCAAUUAAUAAGCAAUAAGGCACGAGGUGGUGUGGUAUAUGGCCAAUAUGCCACGGCUAAGGGCUGUUAUUACGCACAACACACUGCAGAGUGCCUGGAUACAGCCAUUUGCCGUGGUAUUUUGGCCAUAUGCCACAAACCCCUGAGGUGCCUUAUUGCUAUUAUAAACUGGUUACUAAAGUAAUUAGAUCAGUACAAUAAAUGUACCCAUGGUAUACGGUCUCAUAUACCACGGCUGUCAGCCAAUCAGCAUUCAUGGCUGGAACCACCCAGUUUAUAACUAGAAUUAGAGCGGUGUUUCUCUUGCCUGACUACCCAAACUCCUUGCUCCUGCAAAAUGCUACACCACACCCACGGAUGUUAGUUUCUUCUCCGCAAUGAGUCAUGAUCCGAGUAUCUUGCGCAACGAUUUCUAGAAGAGGAAAAAAGUACUCUAGCUGAUUGGUACCAGAAACCAAUGGGUUGGGACAGAGCCGGAACACGUGGGUAAAGCGGCAGUUUGAAAAUUCGACAUUGGCUUUGAUACUCUGAUUGGUUAGAGAUGAUCCAAUCACUGAUUACUAUGUUUUCUACACCACCCCUCAUUUUAGUCGACACCACAAACAACUUCAAUGAUGGCAGUCUCAGACUGAAGUAUGUAGCGAACUAUAGAGCCGUGGAAGAAUUCAGUUUGAGUCGUCAGGCAAGUCCUGCUCCUACUCAAGAGGACACAGCUGACUGGUAAUUUUGCCAUCCUUUGCUCAACAUAAGACAUUAAAGUCCUCAAAACAUUUUUCACAACCAAGAGGUCUUUAUCAAUGUACAGAGCUGUAAAUACAAUGGACAUGAGUUAGACUUUAAGCAUUUUAUUAGAUUAUUUUCCUUUGGCUGUAUAGAGCUUCAAUAAGAGCUGUACCUUGUUGAGUCAUUGUCGUUAAGAUCUCACAGUGAUGUGGAACCUUUGUUGGUUAGUUGUGUUAUCCAUGAUGCACCGGUUGACAAUACCAAGUGUAACACUGGGAGGAUUUAUAACCUUUGACACAUCACUGAACAUGUGAAGCUACAGUACACAUUUGUGACUUUGUAUUCCUCAUCUUUACUAUGAUCUUGGACAAAAGAAAAACACUUCAGAAAAAAAUGGUGCUGGUGUUAAAUGUGUUGGCUGAAGUGGAUGUCAAUGUCUACUGCUGUGCAUUUUCAGUCCCUCGCCACCCAAAUCUCAAACUCUUUGAUUGAGGUCUCACCGAAGGAUCAAUUCACACCAGGUAUCCAGUUGGAGAGCAACAAGAAACAGAUUGCUUUUGUUAAGGUGUAUCGUUCCAUGGUGCACAUACUCCAUAACUCUAACUCCCAUAUAUUGCAAUCUCUAGUUUCUAAGUUUGACAAUUUAGUAGUCAUCUUUGUGAAAACUGAUGGUAUUUAUCACCUUCUGUUCCAAGUCAGUUCCCCACUGUAGCACGGCUGUUAGAGACCUGCUGUGGGUGUGAGGUAAAGUCUGUCCUGGUCCUGUGGUGUGACGGUGGUAGUAGUUGGAGAGUUGGGGAGGAUUCACAGCUCUCCUAUACACUAGCGCGCUAACCCCACUAACCCCGCCAUGCAGAGGCAUUGCUCUAAUUGAGCCUGGAGGCAUCGUUCAUUAGCAGUGAUCAUUUCCACAACUCAAAACCGAGCAGGGUGUCCUGGCGGUUUGGAAGUUAAUUUGGAGUCUCAUAAUAAUAACUGCUGACAGUAAUGGGGAUUUCACCUGUGGCAAUGAGCAUCAGCCAUGAUUGGACUAAUGAAAACGCAUUGAGGAGAAAAAAGAGAGUGUGAAAAAGACCUCCAGACUACUAACACUACAGCUGGAGCUCUUGCACAACAUAAACACCACCGCAGGAUACACUCAAAGAGACAUUGUUGUUGUUAUGGCUACAAAACAUGAUUCAGGUGGGGUCAUUUAAGGGUCAUGGCAUCAAAAAGCUAAGGUCACAAGGUCAAGCUAGUAUGUGUAUCUUAUGUUCCUGUGUCUGACCGUAGACUGCAUUUUUUUUGUAUGCAUUUCUAGUAUGCUUUGAAUUACAGUUCACAAGUCCAUGGCUGACUUGAUUGUGCGUGCUUCAAUGUAUAACAUGAUUUACAUGUGACUAAAUGGUUAACCAUUGUAAAUAAUGCAUCAUUUAAAAAUCUCAGUCAUAGGUCUAUCAUGGUGACAAUCAAUCCCUGUGACUUUUGAAAAAGCACGUAUUUUAUUUAAAGCCACAUAAUAAAGGGAUAGGCUACAAGAACAAAUAAGGCACGAAAGGAACGGUGGACAGCAUUGAAUCUGCUUGAAAUCAACUGUAUUUCAGUUCUACUGGGCUAUGUCAACAUUGUACAAUAUAUUACAUUAAUUAAUGAAUACAAUUUUCAUCAUCACUCAUUCUAAUGAACACAAAGUAAUGUUCAACCAAAUCCUCCCAAUGACCUCUCCACAGGAAGGUCCAUACACAGUAACAGCUAGGAUCUUGGACCUCAAGUAACUGUUCAUUCAAAGUAUAUCUCAAUGUUGAUUUCAUGUCCUUGUUUGAUCAUUUAUAGAUCAAACACUGGUCCGAUAUUAAGUCACUGGUUUCUCCUGUGGUGUUCCUUCACAGCAAACACGCAUUUUUCUCCCUGACAGGGCCUCUAGUCCCCUGGUUCUCCUAGACAGGGCCUCUAGUCUCCUGGUUCUCCCUGACAGGGCCUCUAAUACCCUGGUUCUCCCUGACAGGGCCUCUAAUACCCUGGUUCUCGCUGACAGGGCCUCUAGUCCCCUGGUUCUCCCUGAAAGGGCCUUUAGAUCCCUGGUUCUCCUAGACAGGGCCUCUAGUCCCCUGGUUCUCCCUGACAGGGCCUCUAGUCCCCUGGUUCUCCCAGACAGGGCCUCUAGUCCCCUGGUUCUCCCAGACAGGGCCUCUAGUCCCCUGGUUCUCCCUGACAGGGCCUCUAGUCCCCUGGUUCUCCCUGACAGGGCCUCUAGUCCCCUGGUUCUCCCUGAGAGGGUCUUUAGAUCCCUGGUUCUCCCAGACAGGGCCUCUAGUACCCUGGUUCUCCCUGACAGGGCCUCUAGUCCCCUGGUUCUCCCUGACAGGGCCUUUAGUUCCCUGGUUUACCCUGAUAGGGCCUCUUGUCCCCUGGUUCUCCCUUACAGGUCCUCUUGUCCCCUGGUUCUCCCUGACAGGGCCUCUAGUCCCCUGGUUCUCCCCGACAGGGCCUCUAGUUCCCUGGUAACCUCCCUUGCCCACCCAUGGACUGAUCAGGACCUUCAGUGCCGGAGGGAUAGACUCUAAGCCCUUCUGAGCUCCAUCUCCUGAGUUGACAUAGCUGAUAUACAGAGGGCUGACGGGGAAGAGGGCUGCGGGGAGGAGGGGUCCUUGAACAACAAAUGGGGAGGGAGAUGGAGAUAGAGAUGGAGUGAGAGUAAAUGAUUUGUGAAGGGGGUAGGUCAUGUGGCACCAAUUAACCCCAGCUUUUUGUGGUGGUGCGGAGAAGCUGACCUUUGAGAUGCGAUGCUAUUUGCUUUCCUUUAACCUUUGAGGCUCAAUGUGAACACACAGUGAAAUUUGAGAGGGGAUGAGGAGAGCAUGUGUGUGUGUGUGUGUGUGUGUGUGUGUGUGUGUGUGUGUGUGUGUGUGUGUGUGUGUGUGUGUGUGUGUGUGUGUGUGUGUGUGUGUGUGUGUGUGUGCACGCGCUUGUAUGUAGCACACAGGUGUUUUUUCUGUAUUUGCAGCUUUAGAGGUGCUGCCUGCAUACUGUAAAAAGAUGGCUCCACCUAAGCUCUAUGGACUCUUCUGACAGUCUCACAAACUCUCACUCUCUCCAAGGGGAAUCACCUGGAGUUUAUCCCUAGAGAGGAGCUGUCACAGAUACGGGCAGGAGAAGACUGUGUGCGUGUGUGCGCGUGCAUGCGUAUGAGAGAGUGUGCACGUGUGUAUAGCACCACUGCAGCAGCAUCCUAUUUUAUGCUGAGGCAAAGCAUGCCUGUGUUGAUUUGGUUGGUUUAUUGCUUUGUGUGUGCAUUUUAUUCAAUUGUAUUCCUUAAUUCAUGAAGCAUGUAGAACUCUUUACCUCAACGGAUCGGCUUAUACAGUAACUGGUCCGUGAAACAUGGAAUGCAGUCAGUGCAGACAGGCGUAACAUGGAUGACAAGGCAUAUUAUUUGGCACAUUUUUUUCACAUCCCUUUUGUGUUUUUGUGCUCAGUAAUGUUCAAAUCCUCAUCAUGAUGAUAAUUCCACCUCGUUUGCUUUUAAGAGACUAUUUUACAGAUUCAGAGAAUUGGGUGUGCUCAUAAAUAUGGUUGGAUAUUAAUUAUAGUGAAUAGAAAAUGGAAUGUAGAUCAGUACUUGUAAUGUUAUCAAGGGAUUCCCUUGUUGGUCUAUAUAUCUUGAUUCCUAAGUAUUCAUUAAAGCAACCUAGAAUGAGUUUAGAGUGCUAAUUGAAAUCACUUUGCUUUCCAGUGUGUGACUUUUAGGUGUGUGUUUUGAAAAUGGCUCAGUCAAUGGUAUGCGGAGUGGCAUUGAGCCCUCAUUUGUAGGACCCCACCAUUAUAACGACAUCACUGGGGUGGGCAGUUCAAUCCGAAGCCCACCUCCAAGGUCUAUCAAUUAUGUUGAAGCUCCAAUCACAUCACAUUAUGGUGUCAAAUCAUACCAGCAGAACAAACAAUACACAGUGAAUCAAGGUGCAAAUAUCAACUGGGGCUGGUCAAAGAAAUAGGUCGGUGCUGGUUGUUCCUGAUGAGGAGAUUUAGUAGAGCAUGAAAAAGCCAAUUUUAUAAAUAUAUACAUUUUUGUUGUUGUCGACGUUGUUUUAUUAAUAGAAUAAAAACAACACAGCUAUAAACAUAUACAUAUAAAUGGUAUUUGCUAUUUUUACCAGAGGCAUUGGAUUUUUGGCUUUGUAAAAUAUGUCCUGCAUUUCCACAAGGCAGACUGUGUUCUACGUUUCCUGUUUCCCCUUAAUGAUGGGUGCUUAAUGACAGCAUAACUCUAACAUACGCACAAUGCAAUGAAACACACAAAACGCUAUGACAUGGGAAACGUAACUGUCAUAAGUUUGAAUAAACAAUCACAAAAUCAGUUUAAAGGAACUGAAACAAAGCAGAUGAUGCUUAUUGAGAAAACAGCUCAUUUUUAAACUAUCUCACUUUGUGCCAUGUAGAGUUAUUCAGUUAUUGGGUUCCUCAUCCCUUUCUUACCCCAAAAGCUGAAGAAAGUGAAACUCGCUCCCCUCAAGGUAACUAGUCCCAAAAGGUCGGGUGAGCUUUCGAAAUGAGAAGAAGAAAACAGGAAUAAUCAGCUGCCGCUAAAUUAUGUCUUUAUAGAAAGUCAAACUUUGUAGCCUAAUUGUUGGUUAUAUACAAUAUAUAUAGGAAACAUGCUUGUGAUGCCUUGUUUUCUGGUACAGUUUUAUGUACAUGCAAGUGUAGCUUUUUUUUAAAUUAAGAAAAAAAAACAUUGUGAAAUCCAACAACAAGUCUAAAUUGUAAGAUAUUUUUCCCAAUAGGGUAUGUUAGGGUGUGAGUGGUCAGGUUUGUGCAGAAAUGGUGAGGAUGCUGACUCUGUCUAAAACCUCUUCUGUAACUACUCACUGGCCAUCGGCUUUUUACUCGGUUUCAUUUUUAUUUUUAUUUGAUCUUUAUUGCAAAAUAGUGGCUUUGAGGAAAUCUGGUUCUAUGUUCGUUUUUAGCCUAAUUAGUUUUAUUAUGUUAAGAUCAGUAUCUGCAUGUUUGAACAAUAAAUGUGGUCUUUUAUUUUUGCUGAGCAAAUCAAAGAAACAAUAUCUUGUAAUUAUCCUUCCUUAUAGCUUUACAAUAAAAGACAUUCAAUAAAA